CGGCGUGUGGAGGAGCAGGAGGUGCGGGACAUGCGUUGGGGCGCUCCGGGGGAGGUCAGCGCCGCUCCGGGUCUUUCCGUCGGGACGGGAACAGAUGAGGAGGACGUUGCUGCCUGAGGGGCCAUCGUUCGGAGCCCGUAACCCGGGAGACCAGGGCCCCCCGUGACAGGAAGAUGGACCUCUGCCCCCGGGCUCCGCCGUCCGAUCGCCAACGCUCCCUCUGCGGCCGCUGAGACGGGAAUACCGCCCGGGAAUACCGCCGUCGAGCCCAAACCCCGCUGUCCGCGACCGGCCCCUUCUUGAAUUCGGCGCGGUCUUGCUGGGAGGACAAUGAGCUCAGGACAGGAGCGUCUGUGCAGAUUUCUCCACUAUGUUGAGGACAGCGGACUGAGAGCCUACGACGGUCUGGUCCUCCAGAAUGCCUCGGACAUCGCCCGCGAGAGCGACCGCCUGAGGAAUGAGACUAACUGGGCGUACCUGCAGGAGAAACACCAGAAGAAGAGAAAACAGGAAGAAGCCAUAAAGAGGAUCGGCGAGGACGUUGCCAGGGGGACGGACGGCACGUAUCCAGGGAAACACUUCCGCAUGGGCUUCAUGACCAUGCCCGCCCCCCAGGACCGGCUGCCCCACCCGUGUGGGACGGGCUUCUCCGUGCGCUCGCAGUCCCUGCACUCCGUCGGGGGCGGGGACGAGGACAGCAGCCCCACCUCCCGAAAACAGCCCCCGCCCAAGCCGCGGAGAGACCCCAGCACCAAGCUGAGCGUCUCCUCGGAGACCGUGUACACUGGGCCUGGCAAACUGGGCAAGGAGCCGGACCGGUCUGACGGGUCGAGGCCCAGCAACGAGGACCUGCGUCGGGUCCCACCCCCCAAACCCAAGCGGAACCCCAACACCCAGCUGAGCACGUCGUUCGACGAGUCGUACAUCCGUAACCACGCCUCGUCGUCCUGCGGCCCCGCCCCGCAGCGGCGGGACACGCCCCCGUCGCACACGCAGAGCCCGGCGCGCGACUCGGAGGAGGACGAGCCCGUGUACAUCGAGAUGGUGGGCAACAUCCUGCGGGAGUUCCGCCGCAGCGAGGAGCAGGAGGAGCCGGGCGAGUCCGUGUACGAGGAGAUGAAGUACCCCUCCUUCGACGAGCACGACUCCGCCCUCCUGCGCUGGGACCUGGCCGGGUGCCCCUCCCACUGCUCCACCCCCACCAUCCCCGACGGGGAGGCGGGGGGGCCGGGCGGGGCGCGGGCGGCCACGCCCCGAGGUUCCCUGUGCGAAAUCCCCUCGCCCUUCCCCAACCUGCUGUCCCACCGGCCCCCCCUGCUGGUGUUCCCCCCGGCCCCCGCCCAGUGCUCCCCGAACUCAGACGAGUCGCCCCUCACCCCCCUGGACGUCACCAAGCUCCCCAUGCUGGAGAACGUGGCCUACAUCAAGGCCGGAGCCUCGCCCACUUCCUCCGGCGAGCCCCAGACCUUGUCCUCCUCCUCGUCCUCCUCCUCGUCCAAUCGGAAGGCGGAGAGGGAGCUCCCGUCCAAUCACACCAUCACGGCCUCGGGCCGCUCCUCGGCCCCGCCCCUCUCCUCGGCGCUUUACAAGUCGUCGUCGUCGUCGUCGCCGGCGACGGCGCACGGCUACCCGCGCAGCCACUCGGCGUGCCCGUCGCCCGUCAGCAUGGGCCGGUCCCUCACGCCGCUCAGCCUGAAGAGGCCGCCGCCCUACGACCCCGCGCUGACCCCCGGCGGGAUCCCGCGCAGCGCGUCCGCCGUGCCGCACUCCGCCAAGGGCCCCGGCGCGCAGGGCGAGGCCGCGGGCCGGCUCUCGGGUUCCAUGCAGAACGUGUCGCGCUCGCGCACGCCCACCAGCCCGCUGGACGAGCUCACCAGCCUGUUCACCACCGGCAGGAACAUGCUGAAGAAGUCCUCCAGCGGCAGGAAGUCCAAGGAGCCGGCCGAGAGCGAAGCCAAGAGCAGGUGUCACAGCGCCGAGCCCAUCCCGCGACGCGACAGCAAGGACAAAGGAAGCCACAACGGCGAACACAGGCGCGACAGCAAAGACAAAUUAAGUCACAACGGCGAACACAGACGCGACAGCAAAGACAAAGGAAGUUACAGCAGCGAACACAGGCGCGACAGCAAAGACAAAGGAAGUCACAGCAACGAACACAGACGCGACAGCAAAGACAAAGGAAGCGAACACAGACGCAACAGCAAAGAGAAAGGAAGUGACAAUGGCGAUCACAGACGCGACAGCAAAGAUAAAGGAAGUUAUAACGGUGAACACAGGCGCGAUAGCAAGGACAAGGGAAGUUAUAACGGUGAACACAGGCGCGAUAGCAAGGACAAGGGAAGUUAUAACGGUGAACACAGGCGCGAUAGCAAGGACAAGGGAAGUUAUAACGGUGAACACAGACGCGACAGCAAAGACAAAGGAAGUUUUAACGGUGAACACAGGCGCGAUAGCAAGGACAAGGGAAGUUACAGCGGCGAACACAGACGCGACAGCAAGGACAGAGGGACCAAUCAUGCAGGAGGACUGGAGUUUGCUAAAGGGCAUGACGCGGAUGAGUUGCCUGGGCAACAGGCAGUGGCCACGCCCACCCAUAUCGUCUACUCCUGCCUCAGUUCCAAUCUGCCUCUCGGGAGUAGCUGCUCUGAACUGAAGCCGAUGAAGCUGGGCCGCUCAGCCUCCACGUCCGGCUCGACCCCGCCCAUGGGUACCCCCCAGCGCCAGGUCCCAGACAUGCAGCAGAGCCAGCAGAUGGCGCUGUUGCCGUGGGCCUGCGGGGACAGCACCAUGAUGGAGACCAUAGAGAAGAAGCGCAGCCUGUGCCGGGAGAUCCGGGCGCGGCGGGGCGGGGCGGAGAGGGGUCUGAGCAAGCAGGAGAGCAUGCCCGUCCUCCCCAGCUGGAGGAAGGCCAACGGCCACAAAAAGCACAGCCCGCCCCCCUACUCCACCCACACCACCGUCUUCUGGGACACUGCCAUCUGAUUGGCUCUCGCCUUCACUGCCACGCACACCCCCCCCCCUACAAAUGCUGGGAGCCAAUCAGAAAGGACAGGGCAACGAGCCGGGUGGGCGGUCCAAUGUAGCAAAUAAAUGAGUCUGAGGGUUUCAGAUCAUCGAUGUUUCUAAUGGCUAUUUAUAUUUCAUAUUUUUCUAUUUGAUCUGAUUCUAUAUAAUCUGCUUAGUAUUAUUAGAUAUUUUCUAAACGAGAACAGAAUAAACAAAAAUGAAACAGAUUAGUGUAGAUUUAGAGGAAUCCGAUGUUUAAUUUUUCUGUUUUCUUACCUUAUUUUAGUAUUAAUGUUGAGAGGAACUUGUAUGUAUCAAUAUCUUGUGGAAAAAAAAUAUAAAAAAAUUAAGUGAUGUCAAGCCAAUUUCAGUGAGGCAUUUCACUGUAUUUUAUACCAAUCUAAAAGAUGGGUUAACUGUGGUGAUCAAGGUAAAAAAAAAAAGCACUAUUUUAAAUGGAGUAUAUUUUGACACCUUGGGUCCCGACCUUGUUGGUUGUGUGUUGAACAUGCAAAGGUGGCAAAUAUUCUGCUGCCAACCUAUGUGAGCCUCAGUGGUGAAACUCAGCGGUGAGCCUCGAUUGUGAUCGUCAUAGGUCAGCCUCAGUUGUGUAACUCAGUGGUGAGCCUCAGCGGUGAAACUCUUCGAUGAGCCUCAGCUGUGGUCUCCGGUUGGCUGAGGCCCAUUUAUUGUUUACCUGAAAAGCCUGACUUUGACCAGAGAAAGUGGUGAUGGGUUUGAGGAGGACUCUACAGUGGGAGAGGCAGGCAGAGGGAGGACAUGCACGGGUCUGCCCUGAUUCAGAAAGAGAUAUCGCCUCCAGAGUGAUCCUAUAGGUGCAAGGAGAAAGACACUGAGAGAGAGAGAAGGAAAGAAGAAAAGAAGAAAAACAGAAAAAGAAAUCAGCAUUGAAAUGUGGCGAAAGGAGAUGUUUUAACCAGCCAAAGUCUGUACGGUAAAGCGGAGGGGGGUUGGAUGAGUGGUGAUAUCUGUCAGCCUCCUUUAACUGCAGCACCAGGGCCAGUGAGAGCUUAUUAAACCAUCACCUUCACUACUCCACGACUCAUCCACUUAUAUGACAUUUUCAAGUACACUGGGCUUUCCCGAGGGUACUUUAAAUACAUUCAUUUAUAUUCAUUUAAUUGACAGUUUAAAGAUGUGCCAGCCAUUUUCUGAGAAAUUGCGUUUCUGUCCUGAUAAACCAUCCCAGGUUGACUGUCUGGUGCCAAUUCAAGGGUCCUGUUAAUACAGGCUGUGGUGCACAGUGGGCACCAGACAAAAAAAAAACUUUUCUUCAAACUACGCUCCCAUACUUACUACUAACCUCCUCUUUUCCUCUUUCUCCAAUCUUCCCCCCAUCCUCAUCUCUAUAUUUCUCUUUUCUUCCUCUUCAUUCCAUUCGUCAAAAAAAAAGCUCACGUAUUGUUAGACUUGUUAGAUAACGACCAGCGGGUACCUAAGGCUGAUUGUGUUGCCUUGGAGACCAGGGUUCACUGUGACUCAAGAGCUGAGUAUCAUUUUGGGUUAAAGGUCAAAGGUCACAGGCACAGACAGUGAAGCUUGCGUUCCAAAUCCACUGGUGAUAAUGGCAGGUGUGGCAUCAUUGAGUAGCUGUGCUGUUGUAGUUUGCCCACAUUUAGUUUUUCAGGGGAAGGGGCAGG
Messenger RNA from Conger conger (European conger), 4667 nucleotides. Its product is annotated as neuronal tyrosine-phosphorylated phosphoinositide-3-kinase adapter 2-like. The record is from RefSeq and is a predicted model, not a curated record. The coding region runs from base 331 to 2982 and encodes 883 amino acids. Lineage: Eukaryota; Metazoa; Chordata; Actinopteri; Anguilliformes; Congridae. The transcript has 7 exons. Gene Ontology annotation, biological process: neuron projection morphogenesis; phosphatidylinositol 3-kinase/protein kinase B signal transduction.